UGAAACUUCUCGUGCGGGACAGACAACAAAAGCUGGCCGCCGCCGCCGCUAGGUUAGCAUUGCUAAGCUAAUGGGACCGAGCAUCAUUGUUCGCUCGGGACUUUUGUUGUGGGUCAUACCCCUGUUGGCUGCUCCAUCAUCGCCUAUGCUCAUUUCGGUGUCCGCUGGGACCGAGUCGCCGGCUCUCAUGAAAACCGAUGACACUGACUAGUACAUCGUAGGUUUUCCCCACCCACUCGCCAGCAUGAGCAUCAUUCAAGACAAGCUAGGCAACGACUUCCUGCGCCCCAACGGCGGCAUGGACGCCAACUUUGGCGCGGGCAUGAUCAUGUUCAGCCACCUGCCGCCCGUCACCAGCUUCACCCGGCUGCAUUCAGUGGGGCCGCAGGAGAUGAUCCUGAAGAAGGAGAGGGACUCGCCCGACUGCAGUGGUGGCAGCAUGUCAGGAGCGGGCGACUACGUCCAUGCCCUCGGCAUCAAGCAGGAGAAGGUGUCUGAGCAUGACUACCGCCUCCCGUUGUACCCGGGUGCACUGGUCAAGAGCCCCGAGCUACUGGAGGUCACCGUCAGUAACCAGAACCUGCUGGUGCAUGAAGUCAACAUGGCCAACCUGCCGAGUCAGUUAGGAAAGGAGCCUGCUGGGAAGAAAGGUCGUAGGUCAAACGGUGAUGGACAAGAAGGCCGGCCAAGGAAGAAGCGGAGCGAGGCGAAGUCCAUGAUGGAUGGAGAUGGGGGCAGCAUGUCGCCGGGGAACAAACCUCACAUCUGCGAGCACUGCAACGCCGCUUUCAGGAGCUCUUAUCACCUGCGUAGACACGUCCUCAUUCACACUGGGGAGCGACCGUUCAUAUGCAGCCAGUGUAACAUGAGUUUCAUCCAGAAGUACCUCCUCCAGCGGCAUGAGAAAAUCCACAGUGGAGAGAAGCCAUUCAGCUGCGAUCAGUGCAACAUGCGCUUCAUCCAGAAGUACCACAUGGAGAGACACAAGCGCACACACAGUGGAGAGAAGCCCUACAGAUGUGAGAACUGCCAACAGUUUUUUUCCAGGACAGACCGACUGCUGAAGCACAAGCGGACGUGUGGAGACGCCCUGAGGAAAGUUCUGGAUCCUAGCAUGCUGGACAUGGGUUGUGUUGACAUGAGCGGCUAUGGGAUCACCCAGGGAAACGCGGCAGCAGGCAGUGGAAGAAAAAAAGGCAGGUCCAAAAAUCCUGGCGAAGGAGGCACUCGGAAGAAGAAGAAGGGGGACGCUGGGUUGAGAGUACCUCACAUUCCCACAACUGUCAGUGGAGCCUACAGCGUCCACGAUUACUCAGUGGAGAAUGAAACCGUGUCCUCGUCCACAGAGCCGGGUCCCAGCAUGCAACACCAGAGCCGUGCCCCCAAGAUGCCGUUCAAGAAGGCCCAUCGAAAAGGUCCGGAAAAGGGCGUGAAGGUGGAUUCGAUGGAGCACAGUGUGGAUCCCAUGCCGACAAAUGGUGGCAAAGUGGGCAACAACAACAACUACGACGACGCCAUGCAGUUCCUCAAAAAGCGGCGCUACCUCCAUAACGUCACGUCUUCAACAGGAAGUGGCGGCACCGAGUACGACUUGCUGUCCUCGCAUCCGACAGUCAUCCAGAUGACGGACGCUGACUCGGGUCUGGACAAGUCAUCCGGCAUUCCAGAUGAGGUGCUGCAGAGCCUGCUGGAGCACUACACGCACAAGCCCGACGCCUCGCACCACCACGACAUCCAUUUUGAUCUGGGCGACCACCAUGUGGAGGAGCUUCAGCCCGCCUCGGCCGAAGACCUGGACGCCAGUCCGUCCGGCGACAAGGGUGUCAUGAUGAACGAGUACUCACGCUUCCUUCUGCAGGCUCUGGAGCGCACCAGCCAUAGUGCCGGCUUCCCCCUGGCCACCCAGUCUUCCGGACCCUUCCUUUACUCCGAGUGCGGCUUCGGGUCAUCGGGGGCGGCCGACUCCUCACCUCAGCACGUCUUCCACCUCCUGGAUGCCACUCACCACCACCAGCUCACCCCUUCGCAGGAGCUCAACGCCUCCGCCACACCGCCAUCAUCAUCAUCCUACCAGAUCAGCCCGGCGGACCUCAGCGGCCACAAAGAGGGGCCACCUGCCAAGAACGGUGCCACUGUUAUAUUCCCGAUGGCAUCCAAAGCCGCACCCUACCAGAUAGAACAUUUUGCACAGGCUUUCGGCUCGCAGUUCAAAUCCGAAGAACGGAUAAGGACCCCCGUGUCCGACUUCUCAGGGUACAGCAGCUUGCUGGCCGACGUCGGCGAGCCCGCGAGCUCCGUCUCCAAAACACCAACCAGCCAAAGCUUCAGAUGAGACCACGCCUCAAAGUUAAAACCUAUUUUAUUUGAUUUAUUUUUUAUUUUUUUAAUUAUUCUGAUGCCAUGUUUGUGCCCACUCCUCUUUCACACCAGACAAUUUCAUGUAAAUGUCCUUUAUUUUUAUUUAUGGAAUACAACCGUGACAGUGCUUUUAAGUAAGUGUAGUAUUAUUUUUAUGA
Phyllopteryx taeniolatus (common seadragon) is the source of this 2516-nucleotide messenger RNA. RefSeq names its product zinc finger protein 281a (gene znf281a). Gene Ontology annotation, biological process: regulation of transcription by RNA polymerase II. Lineage: Eukaryota; Metazoa; Chordata; Actinopteri; Syngnathiformes; Syngnathidae. The coding region runs from base 245 to 2332 and encodes 695 amino acids. The record is from RefSeq and is a predicted model, not a curated record. Gene Ontology annotation, molecular function: DNA-binding transcription factor activity, RNA polymerase II-specific; RNA polymerase II cis-regulatory region sequence-specific DNA binding. The transcript is spliced from 7 exons.